Thermothielavioides terrestris NRRL 8126 is the source of this 1614-nucleotide messenger RNA. RefSeq lists its product as uncharacterized. Gene Ontology annotation, molecular function: magnesium ion binding; ribose phosphate diphosphokinase activity. The transcript is spliced from 16 exons. The record is from RefSeq and is a predicted model, not a curated record. Gene Ontology annotation, cellular component: ribose phosphate diphosphokinase complex; cytoplasm. The coding region runs from base 227 to 1198 and encodes 323 amino acids. NCBI's taxonomy places the organism in Eukaryota, Fungi, Ascomycota, Sordariomycetes, Sordariales, Chaetomiaceae. Gene Ontology annotation, biological process: purine nucleotide biosynthetic process; 5-phosphoribose 1-diphosphate biosynthetic process; ribonucleoside monophosphate biosynthetic process.
CUCCACCCGACUCUUGUUCAACUUUUUCUGCCGCCAUGGGGGAGCUGCCGCUUCCGAUCGCAGCCAGUGCGUUGUUCACCUGCGAAUUGAGCUCUUAACGGCCUUUCCGCCCUCGAACUGCGGUAUUGUCCCCGCCUCCCGUGCGGACAUCUCCUGAACCCUCCGGCCCCCGCAAAGAAAAGUUGGUGAUCCUGUGGCCCGACGGCCGCCGCCGAACUUUUUCACCAUGUCCGCCGAAAUGGCAAACGAGAUCAAGUUGAUCAGCGGGCGCAGCCACCCCGAACUGAGCGAGAAGAUCGCCAAGCGACUCGGCAUCGAGGUCGCGAGAACCGUCUCUCUCAACUACUCGAACCAGGAGACCUCCUUCACCGUCGGCGAGUCGGUCCGCGACGAGGAUGUCUUCAUCGUGCAAUCCACCGCCACGGGCGACGUCAACGAAGGGCUGAUGGAGCUGCUGAUCAUGAUCUCAGCGUGCCGGACUGCUAGUGCCAGGAGGAUCACGGCUGUUAUCCCGAACUUCCCUUAUGCUCGACAGGACAAGAAGGACAAGUCGCGAGCUCCCAUCAGCGCCAGGUUGGUCGCAAACAUGCUGCAGACGGCCGGUGCCAACCACAUCGUAACCGUGGAUCUCCAUGCCUCUCAGAUCCUAGGUUUCUUCAGUGUCCCAGUCGACAAUUUGUACGCCGAGCCUUCCUUCCUUCGGUACAUUAGGGAGAACUUCAACACGGAAGACUGCGUCAUUGUCUCCCCAGAUGCUGGCGGUGCGAAGCGUGCUACAUCAAUUGCCGACCACUUGAACACUGCAUUCGCCCUGAUCCACAAGGAGCGUCCCCGGCCUAAUGUUGUUGGCCGCAUGGUUCUUGUUGGAAAUGUUGAGGACAAGAUUGCCAUUCUCGUCGACGACAUGGCGGAUACCUGCGGCACCCUGGUCAAGGCUGCCGCGGUGCUUAAGGAAAACGGCGCUAAAUCCGUCCUUGCACUUGUCACUCACGGCAUCCUGUCUGGAAACGCCAUUGAGACGCUGAACAGCAGCGUCCUUUCAGCCCUCGUCGUCACGAACACUGUCCCGCUAGGGGACAAGGUCCAGCGGUGUCCCAAGCUGCGUGUUAUUGACCUCAGCCCCACCAUCGCCGAGGCUAUCCGCCGCACCCACAACGGCGAGUCGGUUUCGUACCUCUUCACCCACGCCCCUGUUUAGUCCGGGACAAAAUAUGUACGGCGACGACGCCCCACUCCCGGACUUUGCGAAGCUUUGAUGAAACCAUGAUAUACGGAACAGUCAGGAAGGCAGCAUCAUUGGGCUGCCUGUGAGGAUAACUGGACGGUUUGAGGCGCGUAGACUCCCAGCAGGUUACGGAGUUUGACUGCGCGUAGUUGAUGGUCUAGGGAUUACACAUGGUCGGAGUUAGCGAUUCUUAAUUUGCAGUAUGGAUGUUGGCCUCACAGCCUCCUUGUGUCCUGGCACCCCAGGAUCGUAAUCAGAGACAGCUUGUGUGCUUGUGCUUGGCUUCCUAGCCUCCGUGAGAUACAUCAAUCGCAAUGCCCUGCCCCAAGAAUGGAGAAGGAGGCCUUGUCCGAGGAACGAACCACUAUUCAUGGUCAGUCUCUGGCUCC